This is a messenger RNA of Aspergillus affinis, 483 nucleotides long. RefSeq lists its product as uncharacterized. The record is from RefSeq and is a predicted model, not a curated record. The transcript has a single exon. NCBI's taxonomy places the organism in Eukaryota, Fungi, Ascomycota, Eurotiomycetes, Eurotiales, Aspergillaceae. The coding region runs from base 1 to 483 and encodes 160 amino acids.
AUGUGCCAGGACUAUCAAGUCUUCCUCGUCAAGUUCCACCUCGGUAUCCAGGACCCCGACAUCCCCGGCGAGCGACAGCAUACGACCAUCUUUGUCCAGACCAGCGAAGAUGGCAGCGGCACCAUUCACCAAGUGACCGGCGAUGUCACUGCCUCGGAUGGAAUGUAUUAUUUCCCAGCGCCUGCUGAUGAUCCAACCUGCUCGGAGGACUUUCGUUCGAGUCAGAAGUUAGGCGUCACGCCGACCGCUAGCCAUCCUGAUCAAUGGAAUCAAGUGCUCGGAAGUCUGCCCGCACCGCCUCAGCAAAAGGCAUUUAAUUUGAGCACCAUGAGAACGGAACCGUUCAAGACAAAAGAUCCGUUGACUUUCUAUCGCCCUGGAGAACCUAGGAAGCCUUUGGUGAAGUGCACCGAGUGGACGAUGGAGAGUGCCAUCCCAACUCUCGAGUCGAGGGGGCUUCUCCUUCGCCAGGAGGGCAGCUAG